Molecule: messenger RNA, 2963 nt
Organism: Myxocyprinus asiaticus (Chinese sucker)
Lineage: Eukaryota; Metazoa; Chordata; Actinopteri; Cypriniformes; Catostomidae
Product: glutathione S-transferase LANCL1
Exons: 11
Coding region: 87-1304 (405 amino acids)
Biological process (GO): peptide modification; carbohydrate metabolic process
Cellular component (GO): plasma membrane
Source: RefSeq, a predicted model, not a curated record
GUAUGACGUCAUUCACAAGCAGCGCGUCCCAUGAGCAGACAAGAAGGAUUUAACAGUGCUGCAGUCAUAGCGAUCACUUCUGAAAAAUGUCUGAACAACGAGCCUUAAAGAAUCCCUAUGCCGAUUAUACAGGGCCUGGAUGUACACAAGACAUGUUUGACAUGCAGGGCAAUAUGACCCAUCAAUUUGCCAGUCAUGUAAGCAGAAAGAUCGGUGAGCUGCUGGCCAUCAUGGAGAAUGGACUGAAGAAUGCCGAUCCCAGGGACUGUACAUGCUACACUGGCUGGGCAGGAAUUGCCCUUCUAUAUCUGCAUCUCCACAGUGUGUUUGGAGAUCCCUCUUACCUGCAGAGGGCUCUGGAUUAUGUCAGUCUCAGUCUGAGGAGUUUAACCCAGCGCUGGGUGACCUUCCUUUGUGGAGAUGCUGGGCCGCUGGCUAUAGCUGCAGUGGUAUAUCAUCGCCUCCAGAAACCUCAUGAGGCUGAGGAGUGUGUGAACAGGCUGCUGCAGUUCCACCAGUGUGUAGUGCAGGGGAGUGGCAGACUUCCUGAUGAGCUGCUGUAUGGCAGAGUGGGGUAUCUUUAUUCGCUCAUCUUCAUCAAUCGGCAAUUUCAGCAGGAGGUUAUCCCCAUUCAAUACAUUCAACAGAUCUGUGAUGCUGUGCUGGUGUCUGGACAGAGUCUGUCUCAGAAAAACAGGAUUCAGGAACAAACCCCCCUUAUGUAUGAGUGGUAUCAGGAGGAGUAUGUCGGUGCCGCCCAUGGACUGUCUGGGAUCUACUACUACCUCAUGCAGCCUGGUUUUGUUGCUGGAGAGGACAGGAUUUCUACUCUGGUCAAACCCAGCGUGAAGUACAUGUGCCAGCUGAAGUUUCCAUCAGGGAAUUACCCUCCAUAUGUGGGGGAUUCUCGAGAUCUUCUGGUGCACUGGUGUCACGGCUCUCCAGGAAUUAUCUACAUGUUGAUACAGGCUUUCAAGGUGUUUGGUGUAAAGCAGUAUUUGGAGGAUGCGCUGCAGUGUGGGGAAGUGAUCUGGCAGAGGGGUCUUCUGAAAAAGGGCUAUGGGCUUUGCCAUGGAGCUGCUGGAAACGGGUAUGGUUUCCUGGCCCUUUACAAAAUCACGCAAGAUCCCAAACACCUCUACAGAGCCUGUGUGUUUGCAGACUGGUGCAUGAAUUAUGGAAAACAUGGCUGCCGGACUCCAGAUACUCCGUUCUCUCUGUUUGAAGGCAUGGCAGGCACUAUUUAUUUCCUGGCUGAUUUGCUGCAACCAGCUAGAGCGAAGUUCCCUGCAUUUGAAGUGUAAAGACUGUUCCAGACGGCUGAGGUUCUUCGCUUGAGCUUCGUAGAGCUGUAACAACGCAUCCUCUGACAGUGGGAUAGUACUGUCACUCUGCAUGUAUGUCUGCAUAUCUCAAGUCUGCCAAAUUCUCUCAAAGUCGUAUGAGAGUUGCUUUACAUGUGGGAAACAUGACACCAGAGAGAUGCUGUUUACUCUAAUCUAGUUAAAGGUGAAUGGGACUGUAUUUUCAAGACUAUAAAGGAUAAAUGCAUAUGACAAUAAAGUCAUAUGCUUACCAGAUUACACUGAUUUUCUUUGUGAAAUAUUUCUAAAUGUUACUAGGGCAGUUUUCACUGACUCAUUAAUUUGAUGUCAGAAUACAUUCUAACAAAUACAUGAUUGCAACACAGCAGUGUUCAGUUUUCCAUCCCUGUAAAUUUAAGUAAAAAUGCUUACAUACACAGAGUCAACUGCUUUAGCGUUACACUUACAAAAGACACUUUUGGCAGUGUUCAAAUGCUUUCAGUAAGAUUUAUGUCCUUGGUAUAUGCAUUAGUACAAAACAUAUAUAUACAAAACAUGGUUUUUCCUUUUUAAUCUCUUGAUAAUACUGGUAGUGAUAUCAGAGUAUGUAGCAUAUAACGGCGCUAAAGGCACACCUUAAGGAAAAUUUCUUUUUUUUUUUUCUGGUCACAAAGUGUAUCAAGGUUCAAGAAAUACAUUUAUUUUUAUUCAAUAUUGAUGAAGCAGCAUAAGUUACGUGAAAAGAAAUUACAGAAGGUUAUGAAUAGUUUUUUUUUUUUUUUUUUUUUUUUAAAGGUGGUGUGGGAGCCUUUUACCUCACACCUGGGGUAAAAGGCUCCCUCACUUGGAAUAAAAGGCCUCCAAGGGGGGUAUAUUGAUGUAUUGUACAAUUUGUCAAAUUGUGCUAAUAAUUUUAAGAAAGCAAAAUGUUUUUUUUUAUUAUUAUUAAGAUUAUACUUAUUCAAAAUAACCACCUCAGAAAAGGGUGCAUAUUUUCUUGUUAAUUUCAAACACAUUUGACAGUUCAUCUCAAGUAUUCUAUGAACUAAUGAAUCUCCAUUGUGAUUGGAUCAGUCAGUGUGAGCCCACUUUGAACAAUGUUCAUAACAAAUCUAUUCGCCCCACUUAAGAAAAACAAUGUGUUUAAUAGGGGCUUUAGCCCCUGCUACGGGAGGGCUUUUUACCCCAAAUACUAUCCUUUCACUUCUUGGAUAUCUAUUUAAUUUGUAUAUAUAUAAUCACCUUAAAAUUGAAAAUGACAAAUAAGUAUUUUGUUUCAAAAUGAAUGUGAUAAUUUCCAGGUUAUGCAUUAGCUACAUACAUUUACAACAUUUAAAAUAUUAUUAAAUAUUAGAUCAAAUUGCCUUAAAAUCAUACUUUAGACAUUACACGCAAUGAUCUCAUGAAACAGGAAAAUGUUGUAGUUUAUAAUGACAAACUGGUGUUUAGGAAAGUUGUUGUUGCUUUUCAGUGUUUUGGGAGAAAACUUAAAGGAGCCUUUUACCCCCAGGGAGCCUUUAGCCCUGUUGUACCUUACUGCAAAACAAACAUACUGUAUGUUAGAUGGUAGAAUUUGUUUCCAUUUUCAUUUGCAAAAAAAAAAAAAAAUCAUAAUUUGUUCAUUUUCAUCUACACACCAAUAAAAAAAUAGGAAAAAUA